ACGAGGAAUAAAGGUCACCUACUAUACGAUUCACUUUCAUCGGCGGCCUGCGUGCGUGUAUAAAAGAUGGCCAUUCUUGGAAUCAUCUUCACACUUCUCUCAACUGUAUUCAGAAGAGCAGCACAACAAUCCCAACUAGUAAAAUGAAAUUCAUCAUUGCUCUUGCUUUCUUGGCCGUGGCACUUGCUGCACCUCAAGGAGAUAAGAAGCCCAUCGAAAUUGUGUCAUCCAACAGCGAAAUGAACGCCGAUGGCAGUUACUCCUUCAAUUUUGAGAGCGCCGAUGGCACCAAGGUCUCCGAAAGCGGCAGCCAGAAACAAGUUGGACCUAAACCAGAGGAUAUCGGUACCGUCUCCAAGGGAUCCUACUCCUACACCUCCCCCGAUGGCGUUGUUAUCACUGUCAACUGGACCGCUGAUGAGAAUGGAUUCCAAGCCACCGGUGACCAUUUGCCAACUCCUCCUCCCAUGCCCGAGCACGUCGUAAAGAUGCUCGCUGACUUGAAGGCUGCCGGUGUUCUGUAAGCAAUUCAUCUAGAGUUUCGCUUCGUAUGUACAUAACGCCAAAAAAGUCUUCUUCAAGCAAACACACAACAUCAGCUAGUUGCGCUUGUAUCAUAUACCAAUUCCCUUGUACGCGAUUGAGAAAUAAAAAUUAAUUUGUAUUCAUAAAA
Messenger RNA from Daphnia magna, 673 nucleotides. Its product is annotated as endocuticle structural glycoprotein SgAbd-3. Lineage: Eukaryota; Metazoa; Arthropoda; Branchiopoda; Diplostraca; Daphniidae. The record is from RefSeq and is a predicted model, not a curated record. The transcript is spliced from 3 exons. The coding region runs from base 144 to 524 and encodes 126 amino acids. Gene Ontology annotation, cellular component: chitin-based extracellular matrix. Gene Ontology annotation, molecular function: structural constituent of chitin-based larval cuticle.